Messenger RNA from Sciurus carolinensis (gray squirrel), 693 nucleotides. RefSeq names its product calphotin-like. The record is from RefSeq and is a predicted model, not a curated record. The transcript has 2 exons. Lineage: Eukaryota; Metazoa; Chordata; Mammalia; Rodentia; Sciuridae. Bases 1 to 693 code for a protein of 230 amino acids.
AUGUGCAACUCCUGUUGUGGAUCCUGCUGCUCCGGCCAGGGCUAUGGCUGCUGCCAGCCCAGGUGCUGCCAGACCACCUGCUGCAGAACCACCUGCUGCUGCCCCAGCUGCUGCUUCAGCCCUGCUGUGGUGGCUCCAGUGGCUGUGGUGGGUGCAGAGGCUGUGGUGGUGGCUGUGGUGGGUGUGGUGGCUGUGGAUCCUGCUGCUGCCGCCCCAUCUGCUGUAGGACCAUCUGCUGCAGGACCACCUGCUGCCGCCCCUGCUGCUGCUGCAACCCCUGCUGUGGUGGAUGCAGUGGCUGUGGUGGGUGUGGUGGCUGUGGAUCCUACUGAUGCCGCCCAACCUGCUGAGAGUCUGGGUGCUGUCAGCACCCUUGCUGCCACCCACCUGAGCUCCUUAAGAUCCUGGUCCUGUGGGCCCUCCUGCUCAUCACGCAAUGCUGCCAGAACCCCUGCUGCACAACCCCCUGCUGCCCCCUCACCUCCUGCUUUUCCAGCUACUGCAACCCCAUUUCUGUCCACACCACCUGAACCACUGCUGUCUGCUCCAGUGGUUCCUGCUGAUGAGCACUCUGACCUCAUCUCUGUUCCUCCUCAACCAAUAUUCUCCAUGGACUCCAUCUAUCAGCCCCUAAAUCUUGGAACAAUUGGCACCUCAAUUCCAACUGAUUAUUUGAUAGAGUUUGCAUCCUAA